Pseudocercospora fijiensis CIRAD86 is the source of this 597-nucleotide messenger RNA. RefSeq lists its product as uncharacterized. The coding region runs from base 1 to 597 and encodes 198 amino acids. Gene Ontology annotation, molecular function: spermine transmembrane transporter activity; spermidine transmembrane transporter activity. The record is from RefSeq and is a predicted model, not a curated record. Gene Ontology annotation, biological process: transmembrane transport; spermidine transport; spermine transport. Lineage: Eukaryota; Fungi; Ascomycota; Dothideomycetes; Mycosphaerellales; Mycosphaerellaceae. The transcript is spliced from 3 exons.
AUGACAUUCACAGAGCCGAUUGUGACCUUCUUCGACAUCUAUACUGCAUUUCUCUUCGGACUUCUCAACGCCUUCUUUGCAGCUUUCUCCUGGGUUUUCCAGAACACUUAUGGUUUCAAUUUAGGAGCGAUUGGACUGACAGAUCUCGGACAAGCAGUUGGAUCAAUCACUGGUUGCGUAGUCAUCGUUUACACGUCCAAGAUCGUGUGGGUCAAGGAGACAAAUCGCAUGAAAGAGUCUGAUCCUAACGCGAGACUCCCACCUGAACGCAAACUUAUCAUUGCGAAGCUAGGUGCAGUUCUGCUUCCCAUCGGCCUCUUCAGGUAUGGAUGGACUGCUCAAUAUAGAGUUCAUUGGAUCUCUCCCGUCAUCGCUGAGGGUUUCUUCAGCUGUGCCAAUAUCUUAAUCUUCACGUGUGCUCUGAUGUUCUUGCAAGAUUGCUACGGCGCCAAGUAUGGCGCUUCUGCUGCGAGCAGCAAUACUUUCGCACGUUAUUCGACAGCUUUUGCCUUCUCUUUGUUCGCAAUUCAGAUGUUCGAAGGGGUGGGAACCGGAUGGGCAUGCUCUAUCCUCGGAUUCUUCUCAAUCCUGUUUUGA